Girardinichthys multiradiatus is the source of this 5065-nucleotide messenger RNA. It is a transcript of the gene lamc2, whose product is annotated as laminin, gamma 2. Lineage: Eukaryota; Metazoa; Chordata; Actinopteri; Cyprinodontiformes; Goodeidae. The transcript is spliced from 21 exons. The record is from RefSeq and is a predicted model, not a curated record. Bases 831 to 4214 code for a protein of 1127 amino acids. Gene Ontology annotation, molecular function: extracellular matrix structural constituent.
UAUGAAGACCUCGAGGGAGGAAAAAUUACAGUUCAACCCGUCCAGCUGUUUGAUUUAACCUCUGUGUGAAAAAUACACUCAGAUGGGCUGAACUGGGGCUGAUUUGAGACCGAAUUGGGUCAGAACUUGGGCCUUUCUUUGGCUGAAGAUUAUAACACUUUUUGUUUAUGAAUAUUUCUGGUUAUUUUUGCUUCCCUCGCCUGUCUUCCUUUCCCUCUCUUCACUUGUUAAACUCAUAGUUUUGUGAUUUUGUGCCUCAGUUUGUUCUUAUUUCAUGUCUUUGUCUGUUUCAUGUGGUUCUUCUGGGUUUUUCCUGCUCUUGCAGCCAUUUAUUGCCAGUUUCUAUCCCAGCCUUCCUGCUUCAGUGAUCCUUCAUGUCUUGUCUUGCAGAUGUUAGAGUUAAGAGUUACAACCCAGGACAGAUAGGGCACCACAGCAUCUGAUGAGAUUUUAUGGUGAUUUAUUGAAGCCACCCUCUGAAUCUUCUGCAGAGCUCAGCUGCACAGAGACAUGUUUAUAUCAGACAUCUGGAUCUUCCAGUCCGUCUGAAACAGAGACCGUAUUCUCCAGAGAAACGGGUUCUGUGAGACGUCUCUGUCUGUGUGGUAAAAAUGGAAACAUGAUGGAAGACUGAGAGAAGAACUCCAGACUGUCGCCCUGCAGCCUCAUUUCCUCUGACUGUGUGUGUGUUUGUGAAUCACGUGUGAGUAAGUGAAGGCAGAACCUGGAGCGUGCUCAGACCUGCGGCAGGACCGGAGAGCGGUUAAAAACCCGAGCCCAGAGAGGCUCCAGCAGAUUCUCUUCACAGCUGGUUUCAGGAUCCACACAACAUGUGGAGCAGCUGGAUUUCACUCUGUGGGAUUCUGGCUGCAGUUUGCUCGGUCCAGACCACCUACACCUUCUACUCAAAGGUCCGAUGUGAAUGUAACGGCAGGGCCCGGUACUGCCUGCAGGACGCCUCAGGUCUGCGCUGCGUGGACUGCCGAGGAAACACCGAGGGCCGACACUGCGAGCGCUGCAAAGAUGGCUUCUACCAGCAGGGGGCGGGACUGAGCUGCACGCCCUGCAGCUGCAACCCUACAGGUUCGGUCGGUGACAUUUGUGACAGCAGGGGGCGCUGCAGCUGCAAGGAAGGUGUCACCGGAGACAAAUGUGAGCGCUGCCCCGAUGGACCGAUCGGGCCGAACGGCUGCAGACAGAGACGUCAGGAAAGAGAGGAUUCUGGGAGUUUGACUCUGCCGUGUUUCUGUUACGGACACAGUGAGCAGUGUUCUGCACAGCCUGGUUACUCCAUCUACAACAUCUCCUCCACCUUCAGUACAGGUCCGGAAGGUUGGACGGUGGGGACAGUCCAGGGUAUGACUCCUCAGGAUGUUCUCUUCCGCUGGACACCGAAACACCAGGACCUUGAGGUGAUCUCCAAACAAAGCCUGCCGGCUUACCUGCAAGCACCAGACGUUUACCUGGGGAACAAACUGCUGAGUUAUGGUCAGAACUUCUCCUUCUCACUGCGUUUGGACCGCGGCGUUCGGUACCCGUCUACAAACGAUGUGAUCCUGGAGGGCGCCGGUCUGAGAGUCGCUGCCUCUUUGGGUGACCUGAGAUCCAUCGUCCCAUGUGGGAAGAAGAUCAGCUACACCUUCAGGCUGGACGAGCAGCUCAGCAGCAAGUGGAGGCCUCAGCUUUCCUCAUCCGAGUUCCAGAAGCUUCUCCAGAACCUCACAGCCAUAAAGAUCCGGGCCACAUUUGGAGAAAAUGGACGUGGUUACCUGGACAACGUGAACCUGGUGUCGGCACGGCGUGGAGAUGGCGUCCCAGCCAGCUGGGUUCAGACUUGCAGAUGUCCACCAGGAUACGAGGGUGACUUCUGUGAGCGCUGUUCGGCCGGGUUCAGGCGCAGGGUCCCGUCAGCAGGACCUUUCAGCGGCUGUGAGCCUUGCAGCUGCAGGGGCGGCAGCUGUGACCCCCAGACCGGAGACUGUUACUCUGCCGACGAGACUCCCGGCGAGCAGAGCUGUUCAGAGGGGUUUUACAGAGACCCGAUGCAGCAGGGGGACUGUGUGAGGUGUCCCUGUCCAGAGAGGACAUCCUGCUUUCUGGCUGCUGGAGCUCUGGAGCCUCAGUGUCUCCGCUGUCCACCGGGGACCAUUGGGUUUUACUGCGACACCUGUCGGGAGGGUUUUUACGGUGACCCUGUAGGUCUUCUAGGCGUGCAGCGACCCUGCAGACCCUGCAACUGCAACGGUCACAUUAACGUCGGCACGGCAGGAAGCUGCGACCGCUCCAGCGGAGAAUGUCUGCGGUGUUCAAACAACACGACCGGACGGUUCUGUGAGAACUGUCUGAGAGGGUUCUACCACAACCGAUCCACCGAUGCCUGCAAACCUUGUAACUGUGACAUCCAGGGCUCCGAAUACGACCAGUGUGAUGACUCGGGUCAGUGUCGGUGCCGACCGGGCUUCGAGGGUCUGAGGUGUGAUCGACCCAACUGUCCCACCUGUUUCAGCCCCAUCCAAAAGAAGAUGGAGGGUUACGCUGCCAAACUGAAGGAGCUGGAGAUUCUGGUUUCUGAAUCGGGCCGAGUUGUGACUCACCAGGAGAUUGAGGCGGUUCUGAGAACGAUGGAGGAGCUGGUAAACAACCUGCAGGAGAACAGCAAGCAGCUCACAGAGACGGAGAAGAUCCUGCAGGGUCGUCUGUCGUCCAUCAGCAGCAGUCAGCUGACAGCAGGACAGGAGAUCCAGAACAUCUCCGAGAUAUCCAACCACAUCAGGCAACAGCAGCAAACCUUCAGGUCAAAGGUGGAGGAGGUGGAGACGCUGAUGGAUGAGAUGAGACGCCAACUGGAGGAGGCCAGAACCAAGGUCCAGUCAGCGGAGCUUCCUCUCCUAGAUGACCCCCAGAGUUCAGACAGUCUGUCUUCACUGGUGCAACUGGCAACAGAGCUGGCUGAGAAACACAAGACGACGGCCGACUCUGUGGAGCAAACAGCCAACAAGGCUCUGAGUGACUCGAAGGAGAGUCUGGCUCUGGUCCGAACGCUCAUGACCAGAGAGAACAAAGUGAAGGAGCUGAUUGGAGAUCUGCAGACCCUCUAUGAUCAGACCUCAGCAGAUGUUAAACAUUUGGAGAAGCGGGCUGGUGGUCUGAGCGACGAAGCCAAGCAGGAGAGCAAAAUGGCCGACAGCAUGCUGAAAGACAUCUCCAGGUUGGAAAAGAACCUCCCUCCAUCGAUGAAGGGGGAUGUGGACGCCAUGGUUACCAGGCUGGAUGGGUUGAAGGAGGCGGUGGAGAGGAACAUCUCGGCCGUGGAGGAUCUGCUGGAUGCUGUGGAGGAAGACAGGACGAUUGCUGAAGACCUGUUGGACAAAGGAAAAACUGCCCAGCAGGAGUUCAACAAGCUGCUGGACAGAGUCAACGAUGCUAAAAAUGAAACCGAGAAGGUUCUGCAGAGCAUCAGAACCAACAACGACGACCUGGACAGCACCCUCAACACCCUGAGAGGUUUUGAUCAGCAGAUCAGUGACAGCAAAGCUCUGGCUGAUGGAGCCAUCAAACGUCUUCCAAGCAUCAACUCCACCAUCCAGGAAGCUGUUCGUAUAAACGGCGAGACACAGUCUGCUCUGGACAAAGCGUCCAAAGAUUACAAUAACGCCAUGGGAACCAUCAGCAUACUGGACAACCUGGCCGACCGCCUCGAGAAAGCAGUUGGGUCGCUGCCACCUUAUGAAGGUUUGGUGGAUGAAGCCAGCAGACUGAACAAGGAGGCCAAGGAUCUGGAGAGCAGGACAAAGCAGACAUCUGAAGAUCUAGAAGAGGAGCUGAAAGAGGCGGACAGGCUGGCUGCUGAUGCUGAGGAGGCAGCUGCUGGGGCAACUUCAGCGUUCAUCAACGCCAAACAGAGCAGGACCGCCGUGCAGGAAAUGCUGCGAGUCAUUAACACCAUGCUGACCAACCUGAACAACUCCGCCCCCGUGGAUGAGGAGCAGCUGAGGAAGCUGGAGGAGACUCUGGCCAAAGCUGAGAAGGAUGUGGUGGGUCGUCUGAGACCUCGGCUGCAGGACAUGGAGGAGCAGGAGGAGGCACACCGCCGCCGGCUGACCGCCAUCAACGUGGACAUCGACAGAGUCCUGGCAGAUAUCGCUAACCUGGAAGACAUCGUGAGGACCAUCCCCAGCGGCUGCUUCACCAACCCGCCCAUCGAGGAGGCCUGAGAGGCAUCGCCAGCUCAGACUUGGUAUCUCCUGACCUUCUGAGAGGUUUUAUCUGCUGCAGUGAUGAGUUCCUGCCAUAUGAACAGAAACCGGGUCGGUGGGGCUGUGUGUAGACCCACUGACCCGGCUCAAAAACACAGCUCUGCUCAUUGAUGGUUUCAGAUUAUUUUUUAUAAAGAAAUAAAAGCGCCCAAACUUGUUGUUCCACCUCUGACUUCUCCUAAUUCAGAACAAUUAACACCAGAGAAAAAGUUUUGAAUAUUUUUAACAGUUGAUAUUUUAGCAUUUUUAGACAAUCAGACGCCUUUUAUGAAACAUGUUCAUUAAAUUAGUUUUUUUCAGAAUUUUGACAUAAAUUUAACAAAGUUUUCCGAAUAAACUGAGGACUUUAUCUUCAUCCGUCGCCACAGUUUGAAAGUUUAACUUGAAGCCGUCCAAACGUCUCCACCUGAGUCCUCUGUUACCAUGGAAACGGUACUGUCCUGGUGUUUCAUUGGUUGCAGUUUAUUAACAGAUCUCUGUGUUAUAUUUAUUUGUGAAUAAUGAGGAAGAGGUGAACAACCUUAAAGUCUUAACGAACUUUCUGCAGGUUAGUGGAGCCUUUUGAGGUGUUUCCAUGAAUUAAUCGAUUAUAAAUGAAUAGAUUAUUGUUUUACUGUGUGAUAAUCAACAAGUGAAAUAGAUUGCUUUAUUUUUCUGUAUUUAUAACUGUAUAUACUCAUAUCAUUUUUUUGUCUCUUAUAAAUUCAAUUUUUUAUUAGUUUUGUUACCAAAAGUGUUGGAUCACUGAACAGCAGAAAAUAUUUAUGUUUCCUGAUUGAUUUAAAAUAAAAUCAGUUUCUUUUAUCACA